GCCAGUCCCGCGAAGCCCCCUCCCACUCCCGGGCGGGCGGUGGCGGCUGCGGGAGGAGGAGAAGGAGGAGGGAGCGUCUCUGCCACCGCCUCCUGGUCCCCAGCGCCGAUCCGCCGCCGCCGCCACCUCCCUCCGCGGCGAUCCUCCCUCCGCGGCGAUCCUCCCUCCAUGGUCCUGCCGCGGCCCCCUCUGUAGCCCGAGCUGCUCCGCGACGCGACGGAGCCGGCCUCGGACAGAGGGAGCGGUCGCGGCCUCGCGGCCCGCGCGGGCUGACGAGCGGAGAGCGCGACGCCGCGCGGUCCCCGAGGAUCCGCACGCCGGGCAGCGCGGCCCGAGCAGCGCGAGGAGCAGCGGGCGGGCGGGCGGCGCCGGGCCCGGGCCGCCCUCGCUCCCGCGCCCCGGCCCCGCCGCCCGCGCCGGGGCGGUCGCCUGCAGAGGAAGGCGCCGCAGUCUCUGGGCCUCGCGGCCCCACUCGAGCGUCCUCGGCACCGAGGGCUCGCGGGUCCUGAGGGGAGGAGGCGAUCCCGGGGCUGGGCACUGAGCUCUUGGGCGCCCACACCCCCGUUUUCGAAGCCCUCCACGCUGCGGCCGCUAUCCCCUCCGGACCAUGGCCGACGACGACGUGCUGUUCGAGGAUGUGUACGAGCUGUGCGAGGUGAUCGGAAAGGGUCCCUUCAGUGUUGUACGACGAUGUAUCAACAGAGAAACUGGGCAACAAUUUGCUGUAAAAAUUGUUGAUGUAGCCAAGUUCACAUCAAGUCCAGGGUUAAGUACAGAAGGUAAGAGAUGGAUUUCAAAUCUAAAGCGGGAAGCCAGUAUCUGUCAUAUGCUGAAACAUCCACACAUUGUAGAGUUAUUGGAGACAUAUAGCUCAGAUGGAAUGCUUUACAUGGUUUUCGAAUUUAUGGAUGGAGCAGAUCUGUGUUUUGAAAUCGUAAAGCGAGCGGACGCUGGUUUUGUGUACAGUGAAGCUGUAGCCAGCCAUUAUAUGAGACAGAUACUGGAAGCUCUACGCUACUGCCAUGAUAAUAACAUAAUUCACAGGGAUGUGAAGCCCCACUGUGUUCUCCUCGCCUCAAAAGAAAACUCGGCACCUGUUAAACUUGGAGGCUUUGGGGUAGCUAUUCAAUUAGGGGAGUCUGGACUUGUAGCUGGAGGACGUGUUGGAACACCUCAUUUUAUGGCACCAGAAGUGGUCAAAAGAGAGCCUUACGGAAAGCCUGUAGAUGUCUGGGGGUGCGGUGUGAUCCUUUUUAUCCUGCUCAGUGGUUGUUUGCCUUUUUACGGAACCAAGGAAAGAUUGUUUGAAGGCAUUAUUAAAGGAAAAUAUAAGAUGAAUCCAAGGCAGUGGAGCCAUAUCUCUGAAAGUGCCAAAGACCUAGUACGUCGCAUGCUGAUGCUGGAUCCAGCUGAAAGGAUCACUGUUUAUGAAGCAUUGAAUCACCCAUGGCUUAAGGAGCGGGAUCGUUAUGCCUACAAGAUUCAUCUUCCAGAAACAGUAGAGCAGCUGAGGAAAUUCAACGCAAGGAGGAAACUAAAGGGUGCAGUACUAGCCGCUGUGUCAAGUCACAAAUUCAACUCAUUCUAUGGGGAUCCCCCUGAAGAGUUACCAGAUUUCUCCGAAGACCCUACCUCCUCAGGAGCAGUCUCACAGGUGCUGGACAGCCUGGAAGAGAUUCACGCACUUACAGACUGCAGUGAAAAGGACCUAGAUUUUCUACAUAGUGUUUUCCAGGAUCAGCAUCUUCACACACUACUAGAUCUGUAUGACAAAAUAAACACAAAGUCUUCACCACAAAUCAGGAAUCCUCCAAGUGAUGCAGUACAGAGAGCCAAAGAGGUAUUGGAAGAAAUUUCAUGUUAUCCUGAGAAUAACGACGCAAAGGAACUAAAGCGUAUUUUAACACAACCUCAUUUCAUGGCCUUACUUCAGACUCACGACGUAGUGGCACAUGAAGUUUACAGUGAUGAAGCAUUGAGGGUCACACCUCCUCCCACCUCUCCCUAUUUAAAUGGUGAUUCUCCAGAAAGUGCUAACGGAGACAUGGAUAUGGAGAAUGUGACCAGAGUUCGGCUGGUACAGUUCCAAAAGAACACAGAUGAACCAAUGGGAAUCACUUUAAAAAUGAAUGAACUAAAUCAUUGUAUUGUUGCAAGAAUUAUGCAUGGGGGCAUGAUUCACAGGCAAGGUACACUUCACGUUGGUGAUGAAAUUCGAGAAAUCAAUGGCAUCAGUGUGGCUAACCAAACAGUGGAACAGCUGCAAAAAAUGCUUAGGGAAAUGCGGGGGAGUAUUACCUUCAAGAUUGUGCCAAGUUACCGUACUCAGUCUUCAUCCUGUGAGAGAGAUUCCCCUUCCACUUCCAGACAGUCCCCAGCUAAUGGUCAUAGCAGCACUAACAAUUCUGUUUCGGACUUGCCAUCAACUACCCAACCAAAAGGACGACAGAUCUAUGUAAGAGCACAAUUUGAAUAUGAUCCAGCCAAGGAUGACCUCAUCCCCUGCAAAGAAGCUGGCAUUCGAUUCAGAGUUGGUGACAUCAUCCAGAUUAUUAGUAAGGAUGAUCAUAAUUGGUGGCAGGGUAAACUGGAAAAUUCCAAAAAUGGAACCGCAGGUCUCAUUCCUUCUCCUGAACUUCAGGAAUGGCGAGUAGCUUGCAUUGCCAUGGAGAAGACCAAACAGGAGCAGCAGGCCAGCUGUACUUGGUUUGGCAAGAAAAAGAAGCAGUACAAAGAUAAAUAUUUGGCAAAGCACAAUGCAGUGUUUGAUCAAUUAGAUCUUGUCACAUAUGAAGAAGUAGUAAAACUGCCAGCAUUCAAAAGGAAAACACUAGUCUUAUUAGGCGCACAUGGUGUUGGGAGAAGACACAUAAAAAACACUCUCAUCACAAAGCACCCAGACCGGUUUGCGUACCCUAUUCCACACACAACCAGACCUCCAAAGAAAGAUGAAGAAAAUGGAAAGAAUUAUUACUUUGUAUCUCAUGACCAAAUGAUGCAAGACAUCUCUAAUAACGAGUACUUGGAGUACGGCAGCCACGAGGAUGCAAUGUAUGGGACAAAACUGGAGACCAUCCGGAAGAUCCACGAGCAGGGGCUGAUUGCAAUACUGGACGUGGAGCCUCAGGCACUGAAGGUCCUGAGAACUGCAGAGUUUGCUCCUUUUGUUGUUUUCAUUGCUGCACCAACUAUUACUCCAGGUUUAAAUGAGGAUGAAUCUCUUCAGCGUCUGCAGAAGGAGUCUGACAUCUUACAGAGAACAUAUGCACACUACUUCGAUCUCACAAUUAUCAACAAUGAAAUUGAUGAGACAAUCAGACAUCUGGAGGAAGCUGUUGAGCUCGUGUGCACAGCCCCACAGUGGGUCCCUGUCUCCUGGGUCUAUUAGGCCUCUCCCCAGAUAUCUGAGCAUAACUGGGAGCAACUCAUACGUGGAAAAGCCUCUUUGUUAUCGGCCUUGUGUCAGCAGGUCAUGGUCCCUAGAGACUACCUAGUUGUAGUGUGACCUACAUUUAUGAUUAUUGUCAUGUCCGAAUAGAUAGGAGGAGAAAAACAAUUACACACUAAUUUAAAGAGACAGUAUCUUUUUUAAUCAGUUCUCCUAAACUUUAAUAAAAUGUAUCUUUAAAUGUAUGUAUUAUUCAAUCCUUUGGAAUGUUAUAUUUUUGGAAAUCAUAGCUUUUUAUUUCCAAGGCCCCUAAAAACUGCACAAAAUAGAUGCUGCUUUCUAUAAUCUAUUUUAAUAAUAAUAAACAAUGAUUCUGUUACCUUGACUGGGGGUGGAACACUACAUUCUUUUUAGAGUCUGAUUUUAUGGAUUGGAAUAUCUUUCUUUCCUUUAUUUAUUUGAAAUAAUUAGUGUAGUGAUUACAAAACAGUCAUAAAUUUUUAAAGGCCUUUUUUCUCUCUUUUUUUUUUUUUUUUAGAAUAGUAUUUUUUUUUAAGUCCUUUAUGUAACAUCCAGAUAAUGUGAUACUGUCUCUUUGAAGCACCCUGUAAACCUUUUAGAGAUUUGAAGUUGGGUCUUGACUCUUAAUGCAUGUGGACAGUCGCGAGCGUUUAUGCUGUCGGUGUGUCUGUGUUGGACAAAACAAUCUGUAAUCUACAGCAAAGUACAUUCUACAUUCCGUUCAUGGGGCACACCCAGGGGAAUAAGAAUAAAAUGCUAUUAUGACUAAGUUGUAAACCUAUGCACAUCCCUUGCAUUUUGGGCAACUUUAUAAAAAAAAAAAAGAAACUGAUUUUUAUUAAUAAUAAUCAUGUAGUGAAAUGUGUUUGUAAUUUUGUCUCAAUUUAAUUUGUUGUAAGGUGGGGGGGAAUUGCUGGUUUCACCAUUUCAGAUCUGUGUUGUCUAAGAGUAUUAACGUUUUAAGCAAAGAAAUGAGGAUUUUUAAUCUGUAUGUAAUUGUUUUAAAGCACCCAUUUUAAGAGAAAAUACUGUGCAAUGAAGAAACCAGUUUUGGCAUUUGCUAUAAACUGAAAUAUUCCAAAAGAAUAAUCUAUAACAGCCCUGUAAAUUCCUUUAAAAUGAUAACAGGACAGUUUGACCAAUUUUUUUUAAAUAUACUUCCUUUUAUGUGUUCAAUAAUUAAAAUGCCUUUGGGUCCUUCAUUUCAUUAUAGAUUUGUUCAGGCUUCCAAGCUGAUAAUCUUUUCAAUUGUAUAAUUUGUUAGAUGCUCAUCGAACCUUUGAAGGCCCAGGAGUGAGUAUCAGUUGGCAGGGCGACAAAGGAGCCUGCCAGAGCACAGCUGGACCGCGUCUGACUCGCACAGAGCCAUGCGCCCAAGGGCCACGGGUGUACUGGAGGCCACCUGUGGUCUCUUCUUCCUCUUGCUGUAUCCCUUGGCACAGGGGAAUCAUCUGUCCUUGUUGCUUUAGAGACAUUAACCAUCUCAUAACCCUUCCAUGAAGUCACAUUCUUCCAAUACAGGAGAUUUGGGCUGGGGUUCUCAGACUCUUUGCCAGAGGUCAGUAGAAUGUUUUUCAUUAGCGUGUGAGGGUGUGAAGUACUUAUAUUAGCCUGUGAUCCUUGAAAACAUACCAUCGUUUUUUGCUUCUUGUAGGUUAGAUGGCCUUGUCACUUUGUGCCUUGGCAGGAUGUGCAGGGUGUUUUCUGAGCCGAACAGCUCCUCUUAAAGGACCAAACAGAGAAGGAGUUAGUAUACUUCUUUUACGUUGUCAGCACCCUACCCGCCUCCGCCCCCACUGCCUAUUAUGAAAUGAUGACGAUUUUUUUUUUUUCUGAUGUUGUUCUUUGUCAGUGACCAGAUGAAUCUGCAACUUACUAACAAGGUAUUGAGUGAACUACUUCUAUUUGGGCCCCACAGUGGGGUGACCAAGCCACCAAACCAGAGACAAGCUCCACAGUGGUCUCACGCUAGAUGGAGAGAGAAACCUUCAAAGAGUUGGUUAGGGCUGUGUUAGGACUGAUUCAAAUCUGAUAGAUGCCAAGGCCAGACAGUCAUUCCUGGUAUGGUACUGACCACAAUUGGGGCUCUUAGUGUGAAGGUGCCCACUCUACCUCUUUUCUGGUGAAGCACAAAGACAACUACAACUAACACAUGGGAAACAGAAACUUCCCUCCCUCUAGUGGAAACCCCCACGCCCCCACUUGCCCUUUGAGCCCACAUCUCCAGAGAUGCUGACGGUGCCUGUCUUAAGCCAGCUGCCAUGUUUAUAAAGGUGGAUUAAGCAGAGGAGGAGAAAAGCAAUGCCAACUUAAAUGUCUGUGGCCCCAGACUUCACAGGCACUGUAGCACUCUUCCUCCGUGGCUUUAUCCAUCCUCUGAGAAGCACCCAGGCAGGCAUCAUUGUUGCCAUCAUUCCGAUGGUGAAAUCCCUGCAUGCAGAACUCACUGACUUCUCAAAGAGGUUAUGUGUUCCAUUCCACUAAUACAUGUCUUCUCUAAAGCAGUGUCUUUAUGACCUAGCUGCAUAUACUUAAUUUCUGAAUUCAGAGUAAUUUCAGUACAUUGCUGCUGCUGCUGCUGCUGCUACUGCUACAUUACAAUUGUCCACUAAGCAAUCAGAGAAAAUUGCUAAAAGCUUCUUUACUGCUUCCAUUCCAUCAGCAGAACCCCCCCCCCCCCCCCCCCACUUUUAAAGACCAGAACGAAUGAUUAGAGUACUAAGUCUUAUUAGUGGUCAGUUGAAGUACUGGAGAGCCAUAUUUUGAAGGUUCUCUCCCCCACCCAACUCCAUUCCCCACAGCAAGAAAGGGAGUGUUUUUAUAUGUUGAAUUCUUUGUUAAAAAGAUGAAAUGUCCUGAUUUUCCAAUCACAAGACAGUAAUUACUUUGCACAUGCAGCAUAUCCCAUUUUAACGCUAAAAAGGGAAAUGUCACUCAAUUUAAGUCAUCUGGAAGUUUCCCAGUGUCAAGAUAACAUUGUAGCCUUUUUAAAUGCAAUUAAAUGUACCUCUUGUCAGGUGAGAUGAUUUAAAACAUUUGCUCAGAGAGUAAAAGAAAUGGUCGACCUACUUCUUGCUAUUUGCAUUCAGAAAGCAUCGUCCCAGCCCAUCCUAUUGGUGGCGGAAUAUCUGAAGAUGUCGCAAAGUCCCCCACUGCAGGAGAAAUGCAGGAGGUGUGCCUGUUCCCCGUCCAAUUCCUUCUUAGGCUGCUAGAGCCAGCCAGUGGGCCAAGCCUUCCUCUGUGCUCCAGGCAGGCCUGGGCUGCAGCUACUAUUAUCUUUUUACAGCCUUUGAUCUGAUCGCUGCAGAGUUCUUUUGUUUUUAAAUCACUUGUAUUUGUCUCUUCAUUAAGGCUUCAAGUUUGUUUCUUGAAAAAGUUUAGUCAAUUGAGCCACCCUCCAGGAAGAUCCCAGCGUGGAAACUGCCCCUGAAAAACAAGGCAACCCAAAGCCAGCUCUCUUUUGUCCCCCACUGAUGUCAUGUCCUUUUUUUUUUUUUUUUUUAAUUUCAGGCCAGUUUCUUAACUUGGGGCAAAGAGAAUCUGUGUUGCUAAAGCUACCAAGAAACUGCUUGAUUAACAAAUUCUUAAUAGAAAUGCCUCCCACGCUGUCUCUUUGGAAAGAGAAGGCACCUUGGAAUCGGCAUUCCAAAACCAAGCUCCUUGUCGUCCUCAUCCCUCCUCCUUCUUGCUUCCUAUUAUCAAACUCGUGUGUGUUUCUUGUUUUCUCAGAACUGAACACAGCCUCCUAAUUCCAUCCUCUUGACUAGGGCUUACAAUACUGAGAGCAAUUACAGCCUGUAAUAGGUUAAAGGCCCCUGAGCGUGGCUCUCUUGCUCUGCGCCUCUAAUUCUUCUAUUAAAAAUAUGCUUUCCUUCUCACUGCAGCUUACAGAAAGGCGACAAGCUUUAAUCACAGAUCAUUUCAUUUGCCAGAGCCUUUCCUUUUCUAACUCCUUUAGAAAUAAGAUUUCCCUCUCUGUUUGGAAUAUCUGAAUACAGGGCUCUCCUCCAAGCUCGUGGCUUGAUUGGCUUUGCCUGUGCACACACACAUCAGUUUGCCUUAAACUUGGAGCUAUGGGGAGUCCCGGAUUUUUCAGCUUAGUGGGUGAAGUUUAGCUGUCACAUACAUCCAGGAAGUGGGAGAAAAGGGAAAAGAAGAGGAUAUUCCCCACCAUGUUCCCAUCUGGUUUUUCCCCUGCCUUGCUUUGUGCAGCAGGUGGGCAGACAGAGCCCACAGAAACAGAAGUAGAAAGAGGACCGCACCAUCUCUGGGGCCAGCACUCCCAAGUCUUAGCUCUUUGUGGGGAUAGAAAAUCCUGAGCUCCCACCACCUCUCAUCUGACCCUCCAUCAACUCCCUUGAACCUACCUGUGCAAAUGGACUGAGCAAAAGAAAAUGGAAAGAGACGUUUGUCACCACACAGGAGACCUUUCUGGCCCCAAGCACAGCUCAAUCUCUGCGCAUGCUCAGAAACUCAAAAUUUAGCUACUACUUAUGUGUUAGCUCCAUUCUCUCCGGUGUGUGACUGAGAGAACACGCCAGUGUUCUUACUGACAGAGGCUUGGGGUGACCCUCUCUGGACCCAGAGGAAGUACAGCCUCUGUAGCAGGAGUUGUCCUUGGGAACAGAAAUAGGCAUUCCUCCACAAUGAGUGGCUCCCCCUAUUUUUUUUAUUUGGAAGAGACCAAGAAUUGGGGGAAUUGAUUUCCAGUCUUAGCUGUUUCCCGGAAUGUCAUCUGUGCAGGCAGGUAGGCGGCUGCCGGGUGCAGCAGGCAGCGUGACUGAUGUGAAGGCCACACAACCCUCACGUGCUGAGACCCGAGUAUCGUGUUUAAUUGCAGUGUAGGCGCGUCCCCAUUCAAACUCAGUUCUGGGGUGGUUUUGCAUAAAGUUUUGCCAACGUGUUCUUUUUUCUGUAUGUAUUAUUGCCUUUUUAUAAAAGGUGUUGAAGUAUUGUCUCAGUGAUAAAAAGAGAGAGAUGUUAAUGGUUGUUGUAUAUUUCACCGUAUCCAAUUGUAAGUAUUUGCAGGGUACAGCAGAGCCUUAGCUUGCAAGAGCGUUUGUGCAGGAGGUGUCCCUCAACACCCAGGAGCUGAAGGGAUUGGAAAGGUUUGGAUUCUUUGUAAAUGUCCUGCUUUUCUUUCUCUCUGUGUGUAUCUAUUUACAUGCCUUAGCACACGCCCUCCCAUCCUGAUCCCUUUGCCCUGUCGCUGGAACAACCAGAAUGCUGGUGCGCUGCUGGCACAGUACAAAUUGAUGAAACCCUAAUCAGUUAUCUUGUGUGACAGGGGAAGAAGAGAAACUCCAUAGUAUUCCUUGUAGAAUAUACAUACCUGUAGGAUGCUGUGUAAUGGGAAACCAUAGAAUUGGGCUUUUGUCAUUUCAAAGUUGGAGAAAUGUAUGAAUAAAAUGUAUAAAACAUGAAAA
Molecule: messenger RNA, 8835 nt
Organism: Rhinopithecus roxellana (golden snub-nosed monkey)
Lineage: Eukaryota; Metazoa; Chordata; Mammalia; Primates; Cercopithecidae
Gene: CASK
Product: calcium/calmodulin dependent serine protein kinase
Exons: 26
Coding region: 608-3388 (926 amino acids)
Biological process (GO): regulation of neurotransmitter secretion; protein phosphorylation
Cellular component (GO): basolateral plasma membrane; plasma membrane; cell-cell junction
Molecular function (GO): signaling receptor binding; ATP binding; protein kinase activity
Source: RefSeq, a predicted model, not a curated record